UUCAAGCCCUAGUUCACAGUCCAGUUCGAGCAAAUACUUGCAGAAGGAAGCCGUCUUUCAUUUUCUUUCACCCUUUCAGACGACGGAGAACGAGCGCCGAGCUCUGCGCAGGAAGACGCAUCAACCUAUUCUCUGGUAGGGCAGUCGAGUUUUGCUCCGAUCUUCCUCUGCCCACCGCCUCUGCUUCAGUCUUCUAUUCUCGUCGCAGUUGGCUGCCGUCCCCUGAAGUCAGCUCUCUCUAUCAUCCUUCCUCUGUGGUGUCUAUUCGGCAAAAUAGCAUUACAAGAAGAAAGGGGUUACUUCAGAUUCUCUAGAUGGGUCGAAAGAAGCCAGCAGCCCGCGACGAGGAUAAUCCUCCCGCAGUAUCUCAGGGAGGUGGAGGGAAAUCAAAGAAGAAAACUCUAGUGAUAGAUGAUGAUGAGUACUCCAUUGGCACGGAGUUGUCUGAGGAAUCUCAGGUCCAGGAGGAACAGCCAGUCAUUACAGGCAAGAAGAAAGGUAAGAAGGCAGACAAGAAAAGUUCACAGGCUAAGCUGGAGAGUGAUGAUAAAUCAUUGGACGAUGAAGGUGAGGAUGAGGUCCCUGACAUUGUGUUUGCUGGGAAGAAGAAAUCUCAAGGUAAGAAAACUGGAGGGACGAGCACAUUCUCUACCUCGAGUUUCGGACUACUCGGAGAUGGAGACGAAGAUGGUGGUGAUGAGGAUAAAAAUAACGAGGAUAACUCCGAGGUAGCAGGUGGUAAAGAUAGUGAGGAAGAGGAUGAAUCAGUUGUGAAUUUCACUGGGAAGAAGAAGAAGAAGCCCUCUCUUAAAGGCAGUAAGGGUGGUGGUAGUGUGUUUAGUGCUUCUGCAUUUGACGCAAUUGAUGAUGGUGAGGAGGAUGGUGAGGUUGUAAACAAAGAUGAUGAUCUUGAAGAUGAGGCUUUGAUUGUUGAGUUUACCGGGAAGAAAAAAUCUUCCAAAGGUAGUAAGAAGUCUGGUAAUGUAUUUAGUGCAGCAGCUAGUUUUGAUAUUCUAGAUGAGAAUGUGGAGGACAAGGAUGAUGAUGAUGAUGUUUCCGCUAUAACUUUCUCUGGAAAGAAGAAAUCUUCUAAAAAAAAGGGAACUAAUACUAAAAGUGAGGAAAAAGAGGAUGUGAAGGCAGUUGAAGAAGUGGCAGACACUUCAAAGAAUAAGAAGAAGAAAAAGAAGAGUGGAAGGACUGCACAAGAAGAGGAUGAUUUGGAUAAGAUUCUUGCGGAACUUGGAGAAGGGCCAUCUGCUCCGAAGCCUUCUGCGCCGCCUCCUGUGGAGGAGAAAGUUCAGGUUCAAUCUGAAGCAGUUGCUGAGACGGGUGGAAAAGAGGAGAAGGAUGGUGAAGAAGAAAAGGAAGAGUCUGCUGCAGCCAAGAAGAAGAAAAAGAAGAAAGAGAAAGAGAAAGAAAAGAAGGCUGCUGCUGCAGCUGCCUCUGCUGUUUCAGAGGUUAAGGAAGAAAAGAUAGCGGAGGUAAAGGGUGUGACAAGUGAGUCCAAAAAGGGUGAUGCCAAGGGCAAAGCAGCAGAUAAGAAGCUCCCAAAGCAUGUCAGGGAGAUGCAAGAAGCUCUUGCUAGGCGAAAAGAACUUGAAGAAAAAAAGGCGAGGGAAGAGGAAGAGAAGAGGAGGAAGGAGGAGGAGGAAAGGCUCAGGCUAGAAGAGCUUGAAAGACAAGCGGAGGAGGCUAAGCGUAGGAAGAAGGAGAGGGAAAAAGAGAAACUCCUGAAGAAGAAGCAAGAGGGAAAACUGUUGACUGGGAAACAGAAGGAGCAACAGCGGCGGUUAGAGGCAAUGAGAAAUCAAAUUCUCGCUAAUAAUGCUAACCUUGGCCUCGCUGCUGGGGACAAAGAAGCAGCACCAGCGAAGAGACCUAUUUACAAAACUAAGAAAACAAAACCAGCUCAGAAGCAUGAAAAUGGUGCAGCAUCUGUUAAUCCUGAGGAAGACAGUGAAAUAAAAGUUAAGGAAGAAGUCGAGCAAGUGUUGUUAGAUGCUGGAUCUGUGGAAGAAAAGGUUGAGGAUGUGGAAACAGAGAAGAUGGAAGAGAAAGUGGAAGUUGCUGAAGGAACCAAGGAAAAUGGAGUGGAAGAAGAGGACGAUGAUGAUGAAGAAUGGGAUGCGAAGAGCUGGGAUGAUAUCAGCCUCAAUGUGAAAGGUGCUUUUGACGAUGAGGAGGUUGAUCCUGAGCCGGAACCUACUGUGAAGAAAUCUUCCGCUCCAGUUGCAGCCAAAACUCCUGCAUCCUUACAAGCGAGCAAGGUUCAGGAUGUCCAAAGUAAAAAAAGUAAGGCCCUUACAGAACAAAGUGGGAAGAAACGCUCUGCUGGUGCCAAAAAUGGAGCCCCAGCUACAGAUGCCACCAGUGAAGAGCCUGAAGAAGACCUCAGAUCACCAAUUUGUUGUAUUAUGGGUCAUGUCGAUACGGGUAAAACCAAGCUCCUGGAUUGCAUCAGAGGCACCAAUGUUCAAGAAGGCGAGGCUGGGGGUAUCACACAACAAAUUGGCGCAACAUACUUUCCUGCUGAGAACAUAAGAGAGAGAACUAGGGAAUUGAAGGCUGAUGCAAAACUGAAGGUCCCUGGUUUGCUGGUUAUUGAUACCCCUGGUCAUGAAUCUUUCACCAAUCUUCGUUCACGGGGUUCAGGGCUAUGUGAUAUUGCCAUUUUAGUUGUUGACAUCAUGCACGGCUUAGAGCCGCAAACAAUAGAGUCGCUCAAUCUCUUGAGAAUGAGGAACACAGAAUUCAUUGUGGCCUUGAAUAAGGUGGUGGACAGACUCUAUGGAUGGAAAGUAUGUCGAAAUGCACCAAUUGUCAAAGCAAUGAAGCUACAAUCAAAAGAUGUCCAAAAUGAGUUCAAUAUGAGGCUUGCACAGAUCAGUACUCAGUUUCAGGAACAAGGACUGAAUACUGCAUUGUACUAUAAGAACAAGGAGAUGGGAGAGACUUAUAGUAUUGUACCAACAAGUGCUAUUAGUGGAGAAGGCAUUCCUGAUUUAUUGCUGCUAUUGGUCCAAUGGACUCAAAAGACUAUGGUUGAGAAACUCACGUUCAGCAAUGAAAUACAGUGUACUGUCCUGGAGGUCAAGGUUAUUGAGGGUCAUGGGACUACAAUUGAUGUUGUGCUAGUUAAUGGUGUGCUUCAUGAAGGAGAUCAGAUUGUUGUUUGCGGUUUACAGGGACCCAUUGUCACCUCUAUUAGAGCUCUCUUAACUCCUCAUCCAAUGAAGGAACUCCGUGUUAAGGGCACAUAUUUACACCACAAAGAAAUCAAGGCUGCACAGGGUAUCAAAAUCACUGGUCAGGGCCUAGAGCAUGCUAUUGCUGGAACUGGUCUGUACGUGGUAGGGCCUGAUGAUGAUGUGGAAGAUGUCAAGGAGUCUGCAAUGGAAGACAUGAAGUCUGUCAUGAGCCGAAUUGAUAAAAGUGGCGAGGGUGUUUAUGUACAGGCUUCUACCCUUGGAUCUUUGGAAGCUCUGCUCGAGUUCUUGAAGUCUCCUGCAGUGAAGAUCCCUGUUAGUGGCAUAGGGAUCGGCCCUGUGCACAAAAAAGAUGUCAUGAAGGCCAGUGUUAUGUUGGAGAAGAAAAAAGAGUAUGCUACCAUUUUGGCAUUUGAUGUCAAAGUCACGCCUGAGGCCCGGGAACUUGCCGAUGACGUGGGUGUAACGAUCUUCAUCGCAGAUAUCAUUUACCACUUGUUUGAUCAAUUCAAGGCUUAUAUUGACAAUCUGAAAGAGGAGAAGAAGAAGGAAGCUGCUGACGAGGCAGUUUUCCCUUGUGUUCUCAAGAUUAUGCCCAACUGCGUUUUUAACAAGAAAGAUCCAAUUGUUUUGGGAGUUGAUAUUGUCGAAGGAAUUGCUAAGGUUGGCACUCCUAUAUGUAUUCCUACACAAGAUUUUAUUGACAUCGGUCGGAUUGCUUCCAUUGAGAAUAACCAUAAACCUGUUGAUACGGCUAAGAAAGGGCAGAAGGUGGCGAUUAAGAUAAUUGGCUCAAAUUCAGAGGAACAACAGAAAAUGUAUGGCAGACACUUUGACAUUGAUGAUGAACUUGUCAGCCACAUUUCAAGGAGUUCGAUCGAUAUUCUGAAAGAAAACUAUCGGGAUGAGCUGUCUAUCGACGAAUGGAAGCUGGUUGUGAAGCUGAAGAGCAUUUUCAAGAUACAGUGAGGAGAGUUGGAACAAUUACGCGCGAUUUGGAUGGUGAUGCUUUUGAGGUUUUAAGCUCUGGAGGAGGAUGAGAGUAAAGGUGGGGUUUUACUUGCAGAUUCUGACAGCCUUGUGAGUGUGAGAAGUCACCUCUCUUCUUGGCAACCCACUGGUUACAAUUGGGCGGAUUAUUUCUGAAUCAUGAUUGAGUAAUUCACUCAUCGGGUUUCCUUCUCGUCGUAUAAGUUAGGUGGAGUCUCCUGCUGGUGUUGGCUGUCCGGCCUAGUCUUGUUGAACAGAGCCCACUUCGCAAUGAUUUUGCAAGGUUAGUUGUCGAGCAAGAUGCAACGAGAAAGCAGAAGUAUUUACUUCUAGCUGACGACGUUGUUGUCGAUCUCUUUUGCUUUUCCUUGGGAAAGAAUUAAUGACUUUGGGUUCAGUUCAGAGGAUGGUUGAACCUGUUGGUGCCCCCUUCACAUUCUCUUGGUCGGGGUAUUUUUUUCCUUACAAGGAGGAGUGGAGGUUUUGUUUUGUGCGUGAUCCACUCCAUCCUGUUUCACAAAUAUAAUCUGGAGUCACUACAGAAUGAAAAGGGAGGCCAAAGCCAAGAAAGAGGGAGACUACAUCAGGAAAGAGAAGCAGAAAGGAAGACUAGCAAUCCGUGUGAACCACCACCCGGCGCUCAAAGGAGAUUCCCAG
Molecule: messenger RNA, 4856 nt
Organism: Linum tenue
Lineage: Eukaryota; Viridiplantae; Streptophyta; Magnoliopsida; Malpighiales; Linaceae
Source: the annotation of a GenBank genome assembly